AUGGCACGAAAGUUAAUCGAACUUGUUCGCCAAAAUGUGGAGUUGUAUGACAUGAGCUGCAAAAAAUACAGUGACACUUUGUUUAAAGAAGAAAUAUGGAAGAAAAUUGGAUUGGCUAUCGGUCGCCCAGGAAGCGACUGUAGACUUCGUUGGGUGUCACUUCGUGACCAGUUCCGAAAAGUCAUUCGGAAUAAGACGAAGAGUGUGCAGGCUGCUACUUAA
Molecule: messenger RNA, 222 nt
Organism: Schistocerca piceifrons (Central American locust)
Lineage: Eukaryota; Metazoa; Arthropoda; Insecta; Orthoptera; Acrididae
Product: transcription factor Adf-1-like
Exons: 3
Coding region: 1-222 (73 amino acids)
Biological process (GO): regulation of transcription by RNA polymerase II
Cellular component (GO): transcription regulator complex; nucleus
Source: RefSeq, a predicted model, not a curated record